This is a messenger RNA of Aspergillus nidulans FGSC A4, 4565 nucleotides long. RefSeq names its product U6 snRNP complex subunit PRP24. The record is from RefSeq and is a predicted model, not a curated record. NCBI's taxonomy places the organism in Eukaryota, Fungi, Ascomycota, Eurotiomycetes, Eurotiales, Aspergillaceae. Gene Ontology annotation, molecular function: nucleic acid binding; RNA binding. Gene Ontology annotation, cellular component: nucleus; U6 snRNP. The transcript has 4 exons. Gene Ontology annotation, biological process: RNA processing. Bases 442 to 4314 code for a protein of 1290 amino acids.
AGCUCAUUCUGCUCCCGCUAGAGCGCGUUCUCUAGCUGAAUCCCUGCCCCCCUCCCUGUCUCCGUCGAGAGCGUUCGACUGCCGCUUUCCCAACAUUCGGUGCUUCACCUUGUCCUCGCACGAGCCACACUGUCGAGCUCUCGAUCCGGCAACCCCGGCGGAUAGAGGAGAGGAUCUUCUCUGAGACAGAAUAUUUUUUGUUUUCCCGUUUUCACCCUCGUCCUUCGGCUUGCGCUGGUUUGAGACAUCUCCGCUCAAGCAACAAAGUCAAUAUCCACCGGUCGCGGAGCUGGACAGUCUGGAACCGAGGCAGGAAUGGACUCACUGAUGAGGAGAUUGUCGGCUGCUCUAUAAGGAAUCUACUUCACUGUUCCAUUUUUUCGACCCUCCCUUACGUCGGCCUCGUGCCUACCUUGUCCGGCUCAUCUGAUAAAACCUUUGAUGAUGGAUAUCAAUUCACUUCUUUCACCGCAAGAUGCGAACUCACAAUCUGGGCGCUCAGCGCCCGCAUCGGGUUCUUCGUCCGGCAAUACCCCCCCUGCGCCCAGUCCAGCUCCUAAACCUCUACGGAAGGGUCGCGCCGCCGCUACGAACCGGCCCGUGAUGGCCUCGUCACCGCUCGCGACGCACGUCUACGCCCCUCCCUCACGGGCUCCUGAGCCUUCCCCGCCCUCGUCGCUGGGUUCCGCUGUUAACAUGGGUGGGAAGAGCGGAAGCGGAACGCCACCGACUGUAGACCUUCAGAACUCGCGGCAGCCGUCGACGCCGGGCAUGGACACGCUUGCUGAUCUCGCCUCCAUGCAACAUCACCAACCACCGCGGCCACGUGCCGCUAAUCUACGAACCCCAUCCUACGAGAGUCAACUCUCGCCAUCGACCAUCCAUCCGAAUGUCAAUCAGAUUUCGCAUAACACCCCAACUCCACGAUCGUCGUUUGAUAUCGCCAUGUCUGACGGACCGAGGGAGAGCGCACGUAGAGACUAUGCGGGCUCGUCGCUGCUUCCAGAUGCGCGGCGGAUGGCAACUGAAUUAUUUGCCCGCAUUCAGGUUAACCCGCAGUCGUACGAAGCGCACGUCAAUUUCAUCCGCCUGUUACAUGACGGGUUUGUAAAUCACGUUUACCCGCCGAAUAACCCGGAUAUCCAUGGAGACCCUCGCGAGUACGAUCUACUCAAGGAUAUGAGGACUGCGAGAGAGGAGAUGGACAAGCUCUUUGCCAUGGGUGAGGAUCUAUGGGCUGAGUGGAUCCAGGAUGAGAGUAUGUUGGCCACGUCGGUGAACGAACGCAUCGCCGUGAUGGAACUCUGCCAGCGGUCGAUCGAAGAAGAAUACGGCAGCACCAAGCUCUGGAUUAUUUACGGAGAGUGGGUGUUAUACCUGUACAAUUCCGCGCACGGCGACUCGAGCCAAAGCCGUUGGUCGGAGGAAGAUCGGCUGGUGGGCCGUGAAGUCUUCACCUGGCAGAGCGUCUUGGACACAUGGCAGAGGGGCGCUGAGGCAACGAGGUGGAGGAUCCACGACAGUCAUCUCGUGUGGGACCGCCUGUUGGAAUUGCAAGUGCGAGAUCUCUCUCGAAACCCGUCCCAGGAUAAGAUCGCGCGAGUACGAGAGCUGUUCGAUAUCCGACUGCAAACCCCUCACGCCACAUGGGACUUGACAUUCCAGGCGUUCUCUAAUUUCAUCUCAACCUACUACAACGCUAACUACGAGAAUAUUAUGGCAGAAACUGCAGGAAAAUAUGCCACUCCGGUCAAGGAUCAGUAUGCGGCUCGCGAGGAUCUCGAAAUUCGGCUCCGCAACGCCGCUGAAUCCGGGGACCGGGCUCAGGAGUGGGCAAUAUUUGGCGAAUACAUUGAGUGGGAACUUAAUCGCAACCGCCGGAGACGAAAUACUAACUUCGAACUAAUCAACGCAAUAUACCAACGCGCGGUUUUACGAUUCCAAACAGACGCGAAUAUCUGGGAGGAUUAUAUCAUGUUUUUGAUCGAUGAAUCAAUGCACGGCAAUGCACACCCGACAACAAUCUCUGCGCUCGACAGGGCGACUCGCCACUGCCCUGGCUCCGGCACUCUGUGGUCGCAGUAUCUGCUCAGCUCCGAAAGGGAAGGACAGCCUUUUACCAAGAUCGCCGAUAUAAAGCACAAGGCAACAAGCACCGGUUUACUCGAUGUUGGCGGCAUGGAAGAGGUACUGAAGGUGCAUACAGCAUGGUGCAGCUACCUUCGUCGACGUGCGUUUUUGUCCGAAGCAACUGAUGAAGACCUGGACGUGGCCGAGGUGGGAAUUCGUUCGGCGAUUGAGAGCGUCCAGGAACUUGGCGAGAAGAAAUAUGGUCGCUCCUACGAAGGUGACCCGCUUUUCCGCUUAGAGCGCAUUUACAUACGCUACCUCAGUGAAAGUGGCAGCUGGGACAGCGCCCGAGAAACAUUUAAGGGGCUCAUGGGACGUCGUGGCAACAGCUACGAGUUCUGGCUGACGUACUAUCACUGGGAAUUGGUUUCGUGGAGCAAGUUUGUGCAAGGUGAAGCAACAGUUGACGCUGCUCGCCGAACACCCAAUCCCAGCUUUGCCACGGCUGUUCUAAAACAAGCUAUCAAGCGGACGGACCUCGACUGGCCGGAGAAGAUCAUGCAGGUCUACGUCGCGCACUGCGAAGACUACGAGGACUCGGAGGAACUGCAGCUCGCAAUUCUGGAGACUCGCAAGGCAAUGCGAGCUAUCAACGCCCGUCGUCAGCGGGAAGCCCAGGAGGCUGCCGCUCAACAGGCAGCGGCGGCAGCGACCGAAACCCAGGAGGCUUCUCAGUCGGAAAAGAGGAAACGAGAAGAUGAAUCGACGGCAAACGGCCUCCCAACUAAGAGGGCGCGAGCAGACAGAGCGUCAGUUGAAGCGGAGCCAGUUGCGCUUCGCCGUGAUCGUGAAAAUUCUACGGUUGUGGUCAAGAACCUGCCUCAAGGCACCACUGAGCACAAAGUCCGACAAUUCUUCCGUGAUUGCGGUGCUAUUAAUGGUGUCAAGAUGAUGCCUGGUGAAGACGGAAAAUCGGAAGUGGCUAUGAUCGAGUUCAAUACUCGAGACGAUGCAGCCGCUGCACAGACUCGUGACCAGAAGACUUUCGAUGGCAACACUAUCCAAGUUCACUUCGGUUCCGAGACGACCUUGUUUGUGACCAACUUUCCCCCUACAGCCGAUGAAAACUACAUUCGAGAUCUGUUCAGCAAAUAUGGCGAAAUAAUAGACAUCCGGUUUCCUUCGCUAAAGUAUAACACGCACCGACGGUUUUGUUACCUGCAAUUCAAAACAUCUGUGGCAGCCCACAGUGCUCUUGCAUUGGACGGGUCGGCAGUUGGCAACGGCCUCCACCUUGUGGUGAAAAUCUCUGAUCCUUCUCGCAAGCAAGACCGCAAUGGCCCAAUAUAUGAAGGCAGGGAAAUCCACGUUUCCAAUGUGAAUUGGAGUGCAAGUGAGGACGAUCUGAAAGAGUUGUUCUCCAGGUUCGGCACAGUGGAAUUGGUUCGUCUUCCUAGGAAAGUCGACGGGGGCAGCAAGGGUUUUGGUUAUGUUGUAUUUAGUUCGAAGGAGGAGGCAACUGCGGCGCUGGCUAUGCAUGAGCAAGAGUUCCGAGGCCGCCCGCUCCACGUGAAGGUGUCUGCUCCUCAGGGCGCAAAACGGAUCGCAGCAACCGUGGUGACACGCGUCGGGAAGUCACAAUCUCCCGCUCCGGAGGCUAAUGGCGCUCCACCGGCGACCGACUUGGAAGAGCCUACGGGUGAGCGGAGGGACCGUACGCUGGGAUUGAUGAACGUUCCAGACACGGUGAACGAUGCGCGCAUCCGGGCUCUUGCUGAGCCAUACGGGAAACUCGUUAAAGUUGUACUCCGACCGGAUCACCAAGGAGCGAUUGUCGAGUAUGCGGACGUCAACCAUGCAGGAAAAGCGGCUCUGGAACUGGAAGGACAGGAGAUCACGCCGGGACGGAAACUGCACAUUGGAACCGUGGGCGAGAUGCUGAAGCAGUCCGCAGAGAAAAAAGCGCCAGUGCAGGCGCCGAAACCCAAGGACAAACCCAAGAGCUCUUUCCUUACCCCGACGGCGCCUAUCAAGCGGCCGCCCCAGCCCGGAGGGCGGAGUGGGAAGCGCGGGCACCUAGGGGUGAAGCGCGGAACGGCCCAGCCAACGAGUACCACGACGACAAUGACCACGACCACGACGAAUGCCUCCGGCGAGGGGAGCAAGAACCAGAAGAGCAACGAUGACUUCCGUGCGAUGAUCCAGCGGAGUCAGGAGGAUUCGAACUCGGAAUCAGCAUCAUAAUGAAAGGCGCACCCAUAGGUUGUAACGGCUGCAUGUGCAUGACGGGGCGGAGACACGGCGGUCAAGAUUCUAUUCGCAGUUCUAGUUUAAAGUUAUCUACAGGUUACAGGUCUAGACGAAUCGAUUCGUUCUGACAGGAUCUUUGCUGUUUCGACCGUUGUUCCACGUGAUGACGUCAGUGAUUUUACUUGGUGGGGGCUGAAGUGAAGCUAUUCCGACAUCUAGGAUAUUGGCCAUCACUUUCACAGAAA